AUGGCAGCAUCGAGUUCAUCUUCGCCCGUAACAUGGGACAAAUACAGUCUUUCAAUCAACGGCGAGAGACUAUUUGUCUUUGCAGGAGAAUUCCAUUACUUACGUCUUCCUGUUCCGGAACUUUGGCUUGAUGUGUUUCAGAAACUAAAAGCAAAUGGCUUUAAUGCCAUCUCAGUAUACUUCUUCUGGAACUACCACAGCGCUUCAGAAGGCAUAUACGACUUUGAGAGCGGAGCUCACAACAUCCAGCGCCUAUUUGACUAUGCAAAAGAAACAGGAAUCUAUAUCAUCGCCAGACCGGGACCGUACGCCAACGGCGAACUGUCUGCAGGUGGAUUCGCUCUGUGGGCAGCCAAUGGUCUACUGGGUAGAGAGCGUACCAGUGAUUCGCAAUACUAUAAUUUAUGGUCACCCUGGAUGACGGAGAUAGGCAAGAUAAUAGCAGCUAAUCAAAUAACUGAAGGAGGACCCGUCAUUCUGGUUCAGCAUGAGAAUGAGCUUCAGGAGACGACUCAUAGUGCGAAUAACACUUUAGUGCUGUACAUGGAGCAGAUCUUAAAAGUUCUUGCUGACGCCGGUAUUGUUGUUCCAAGCACCCAUAAUGAAAAGGGGAUGCGUUCCGUGAGUUGGUCCACGGAUUACGAAAAUGUCGGUGGUGCAGUCAACAUCUACGGUCUCGACAGUUAUCCCGGUGGCUUGUCCUGCACAAACCCCAACGCGGGCUUCGAUCUCAUCAGGACAUAUUACCAAUGGUUCCAGAAUUAUUCAUAUACUCAACCCGAAUUCCUCCCGGAGUUUGAAGGCGGUUAUUUCACUCCCUGGGGAGACGUAUUCUAUGAUGACUGUUCAUCAAUGCUUCUCCCUGAGUAUGCUGAUGUCUUUUACAAGAAUAACAUUGGAUCUCGGAUAACUCUACAGAGUUUGUAUAUGACUUAUGGAGGCACGAAUUGGGGGCAUAUUGCUGCACCAGUGGUAUAUACAUCGUACGACUACAAUGCGCCGUUGAGAGAGACUCGUGAAAUUCGCGACAAAUUGAAACAGACGAAACUUUUGGGCUUGUUUACGCGCGUUUCAUCGGAUCUGCUGCAGACUGAUAUGAUGGGGAACGGUACUGGGUAUACGACUGGUGCGGAUAUCUUUACGUGGGCGUUGAGGAAUCCAGAGACGAACGCUGGGUUCUAUGUUGUUGCGCAGGAGGAUAGUUCUUCGGUGACGGAUGUUGUUUUUGAUCUUGAAGUUGAGACUUCUACAGGGCCUGUCAAGAUUUCAAAUAUUGAACUCAGCGGUCGUCAGAGCAAGAUUAUCGCUACAGACUACAAAGUUGGAGACACUACGCUCCUUUACUGCUCUACAGAUAUCCUGACCUAUGCCACCCUCGACGUUGACGUCCUUGUACUAUAUCUCAAUGAAGGUCAAACCGGUACUUUUGUUCUUGCACGCAGCUCUUCCGGCCUGAAAUACAUUGUCUAUGGCAACUCAACCGUAACCACCUCCCAAUCCAGCCAUGGAACAGUCUAUACAUAUACACAAGGAAAAGGAGUAUCGGCCAUCAAGUUCUCGAAUGGAUACCUCGUCUACCUCCUGGACAAGUACACUGCAUGGAACUUCUUUGCUCCGUCUCUUGUAUCAAGCCCGAUUGUGAAGCCAGAUGAACACCUCUUUGUGAUAGGGCCCUAUCUUGUGCGAGAGGCUUCCAUUAAGGAUCAUACGCUGGAGCUCAGGGGUGACAAUGAGAAUACUACUUCUAUCGAAAUAUACCAUGGCAACCCAUCCAUAUCCACCAUAACAUGGAACAACAAACCCCUUCCCACUACACGUACAGCCUACGGUAGUCUGAUAGGCACAAUCCCCGGAACUGAACACAUCAGUAUCUCCCUCCCUAAACUUACCUCGUGGAAAUCCCACAACACAAUCCCCGAAAUUGAUCCAAACUACGACGACUCCAACUGGGUUGUCUGCGAUAAGAAGACUACUUUCAACUCUAUCCCGCCUAUGUCUUUUCCUGUUUUGUACUCUGGUGAUUACGGUUACCACGCCGGACCCAAAAUCUACCGCGGAAGAUUCGGCAAUACUAAUGCAACUGGCGUCAAUAUAACAGCCCAAAAUGGCUAUGCAGCUGGGUGGUCUGCAUGGUUAAACGGUAAAUAUGUUGGAGGAGAACCCGGAGACCCGAGCAUGGAAGCAACCAGCGCCGUCCUCAAAUUUGACAGUAGUAACCUCAAACAAGACGAUACCGAGAACGUCCUCACCGUUCUCGUCGACUACACGGGCCAUGAUGAAGAUAACGUCAGACCAACCGGUGCUCAGAACCCGCGGGGUCUGUUAGGCGCAGUUUUUCAAGGCCCAACUUCGACGGAUUUCACAUCCUGGAAAAUCCAGGGAAAUGCCGGUGGAGAGAAAAACAUUGAUCCUCUCCGGGGACCCAUGAAUGAAGGCGGGUUGUAUGGCGAGCGGUUGGGCUGGCAUCUCCCUGGAUUCAAACCGAGUACAGAGUCCGGGUGGGAUGAUAAGUCUCCAUCAGACGGUGUACACGGUGCUUCGGGACGAUUCUACCUUACAGAAUUCACUUUCGAUCUUGGCGCAAAUAGUCACACGCUCGACGUACCAAUCGGCAUCCGACUAAACGCAUCCUCAACCUCCGGUCCAGCGGUGGUCUAUGUCUGGUUAAACGGAUACAAGUUCGCUCAUUACCUCCCACAUAUCGGUCCUCAGACAGUCUUCCCGUUUCAGCCUGGUAUACUCAAUAUCCAGGGUAGUGAUGGCCGUGAGAGAACGAAUACACUUGCAAUCUGUAUAUGGGCUAUGACGGGUCAGUCUGUCGCGUUGGAUGUGGUAGAACUCGUGGUGUAUGGAAAGUAUGUAUCUUCGUUUAAUUUUGGGAGGGAUUGGAGGUAUUUGCAGCCUGGGUGGAAGGAUAGGAGUGAAUAUGCUUAA
Messenger RNA from Talaromyces stipitatus ATCC 10500, 2934 nucleotides. RefSeq names its product beta-galactosidase, putative. Lineage: Eukaryota; Fungi; Ascomycota; Eurotiomycetes; Eurotiales; Trichocomaceae. Bases 1 to 2934 code for a protein of 977 amino acids. The transcript has 4 exons. Gene Ontology annotation, molecular function: beta-galactosidase activity. Gene Ontology annotation, cellular component: vacuole. The record is from RefSeq and is a predicted model, not a curated record. Gene Ontology annotation, biological process: carbohydrate metabolic process.